AUGGACAGUAGGCCAACACCUUCAGAAUACCCAUCUGCCGCUCUAUCAACUUCCAACUCUUACCAAGGCUAUCCUCCAGCUCACAUCGAAAACAACGACAGCUCCGCGAGCACUCCCCAGCACCAGCAGUCAGCCCCUCAAGACGCGCGAUCGACCUACUCGGCCUCCGCCACUCCCACUUCCGAGACCAGCGCCAUCUAUCAGAGUAGAACGCCCACCUUCGGUCCCGACCAGAUCAUCGGCGCCCCCCGUUACGUCGACGGUCACCGUUAUCAACCAUCAAGCACGUCAAGUGGAGCAAAGGCGGAUCCUGAAAUGUCUCCAGAUUCUACCGUGGCAGCUCCGAGCCCCGCCUCCUUCUCCCCCGGCGCUCACUACGGAUCGCAAUAUCCUCCCGGUGCGCACGCCAUGAGUGAAGGUUACCAACAACACCCCGGUGCGGCCAACCAGGCCUGGAGGCAGGAUUGGUCUCCCUACGGCCCGGCCCCUCAUCAGAUGGCCCCCGGCCCCUACGGCCACUCGCCAUCGCCCACCACAAUGGCCGGGGCUCCUAACAUGGUUGCGACCGCGCGUCCCGUUUCGGCACAGAAGCCCAACCGAAAACGCUCAGGCGAUGGGCCCACCAACCACCCCCUCUCGCAGGUUUACUCGUUCGUUCCAAUUCCCGGUGCCACUCAGAAUAAGCGUCCGCGUCGGCGUUACGAGGAAAUCGAGCGCAUGUACAAGUGUGGAUGGAACGGAUGCGAGAAGGCUUACGGAACACUGAACCAUCUCAACGCCCACGUGACCAUGCAAGGUCAUGGUGCUAAGCGAACACCCGAUGAAUUCAAGGAGAUCCGUAAGGAAUGGAAGGCUCGUAAGAAGGAGGAGGAAGCUCAGCGAAAGGCGGCAGAGGAAGAGGCUCGCAGAAGGGCUCAGGACGAGGGUUCGGCGGCCCCUACCGCCGAGAAUCAGCCUCCCGCUUCCGGCUCGCCGUACGUGAACAACAUGGCUCCGGGCCAGCGUCAGCUCCCCCCUCCGCUUUCGUACCAGCCCAACGUCUCGAUGGCGGCCUCGAAUGGUGUGCACUACAGCCCCACCGCCGCUCCUACCGCCCCGAUGGAGAACAUGCAACAGUACGCCCAGCAGCAGCCCAUCUACGCUGGAUACAGUGCCGCGCCCCAGUACGGCGCACAGCCACAGCAGAUGUACGCUGGUCAGCAGCGUGCUGCGACCACACAGAGUAACGGUAACACUAGCACUACUACCGGCGGUGAGGAACCUGAUGCGGAUGCUGAACUUGAUCCUGAUGUUUCUACAGCUCCCACUUACAACCCAUAA
Messenger RNA from Tricharina praecox, 1320 nucleotides. RefSeq lists its product as uncharacterized. Gene Ontology annotation, biological process: regulation of DNA-templated transcription. The record is from RefSeq and is a predicted model, not a curated record. NCBI's taxonomy places the organism in Eukaryota, Fungi, Ascomycota, Pezizomycetes, Pezizales, Pyronemataceae. The transcript is spliced from 3 exons. Bases 1 to 1320 code for a protein of 439 amino acids.